AUGCCAGGAGGUGUGCCCAAGCUCCCAAAGAUCCAACCGGCGGAUAUCCAAGCCGCCGUAGGAUGGGGUGUCGCCGCCGCAGCCGGCGCCAUCUGGGUCGUCCAAACUUGUUCAAACUACUUGCUUGUUUAUGUUCUGUUCCUUAUUCUCCUGGAUAACCAUACAGGAAAAGAAAAGGCUCAAGAAUCUGGUAGCAAAGUUACUUCUAUCAUCUGCAAAGUUCUUUUCUUUGAGCAACUACGUCUCCUCCAAAAGUCUCUGGACUGGCCAGAGAUCUUCAGAGAUGCCAGGCCAGUUCCAGCUGAUGAAAUCUCUCAAAUACCUAUGGCACAGCAAGACGUUGACGGUGAAAUAGACUCGAGUGAUGACGGCAUGCCCCCUCCCCCAUUGGAAGCAUACACAAACAGAUUGAGACCAUUUGGAGUACAAUUUGAUGCAGAAGCGGAUUCUGAUUCUUAGAAACCUAUAGUUUCUGAGAUGUAUCUUAUUAAACAAUAUGUAACCAACACACAGCUGCUGAAAAACAGCAAUGUUUUGAUAUGCAAUGAAUUGAUUGUUGAUUUA
This is a messenger RNA of Brassica napus (rape), 564 nucleotides long. RefSeq lists its product as uncharacterized. Bases 1 to 459 code for a protein of 152 amino acids. Lineage: Eukaryota; Viridiplantae; Streptophyta; Magnoliopsida; Brassicales; Brassicaceae. The transcript is spliced from 4 exons. The record is from RefSeq and is a predicted model, not a curated record. Gene Ontology annotation, cellular component: nucleus.